This is a messenger RNA of Vanrija pseudolonga, 3348 nucleotides long. RefSeq lists its product as uncharacterized. Gene Ontology annotation, molecular function: protein binding. The record is from RefSeq and is a predicted model, not a curated record. The coding region runs from base 1 to 1974 and encodes 657 amino acids. The transcript has a single exon. Lineage: Eukaryota; Fungi; Basidiomycota; Tremellomycetes; Trichosporonales; Trichosporonaceae.
AUGGCCUCGUCGGCCAACGCACUCUACGUCCUCCGCCUCGUGAUAAACGGCGGCGAGGGGACACUGCGCACGGCCACGGCACUCAGGCGCUUCUCCACCGCCGCGCUGUCAGCGAGGGACCAUGCGCCAACGCUCAGCCAGAGCAGGGCAUACGCCGCCGCGCCGUCGUCCUCGCUCGCUGCCACGCCCGACUUUCUCGAGCCCGACAACGAAGAGUAUGUCGGCGCCGAGGCAUUCUUGCCCACGCGGCAAGGACACCCGCACGCGCCUAUCCCGUGGCCGACACUCUUCUCGCACGAGACGGGCGCCAAGCCUGCCCCGGCCCGCCCGUGCGACCUCCUUGCUCGCCUCGUCGCCGAGAACAAGCUUGGCCCGGCGCGUAAAGUCCAUGACGAGCUGCGUGCGCUCCACACAGAUAUCCUUCAUCGCGAAAUCUAUCUCUCUGCGGCCGUGUCCUCGCUCGCCUCGACGCCAGAAGGCCGCGCCAACUUUCUCUUUUGGAUGGGCUUGAUCCCCAACCGCCCCGCGACGCCUGCGACCCCGGUCCUCAAGAACACCUGGCACCCAAUCGUGUACCGACUGAUUGGAGAGCACUCGGAGGACCUCCAGUUCAUCUCCAACUUCCUCACGCUGGCCGGCAAGAAGGGUCUCCUGCCUGCUGUGCUUCCGUCGCUCAUCACUCCCCUGGUCGCCAUUUGCCCUCCCCAUGUGAGCGAGAGGAUUUUGGAGAGCGCGAUCGCUGCCUAUCUCUCUGUGACGGUACCAAAGACAUCAACUUCGGCAAGAGCGGACAGGAACCGAACGAGAGCAACGGACCAGGUGACUGGUUUCUGGAACCGAUACCUCCGAGCUCUCGCCAUUGCCGGCUGGGACGAAAGCGCAAGGGCGCUCCUCUUCUCGCCGCCCAAGGGCAUCAGCUGGUCGCGCUUCUCUCGAUCGGUGGUUCUGGGCCAGGGACUUGAGCGCCGCGACACGGCGGCCGCUGCACGCGCCGAAGCCGAGGAGGAAAAUCCGUUUGGCAUCCUCAACAGGAACAAUGUCCCAGCCCUCGCUAUCGGGCUGCGCCAGGCGCUCAACUCGGACCAGCUGCCCCAUGUUUCUCGUCUUGCCGAUCUCCAGCGCCAGCUCCUGGCCCUCCCAAAACGCACCUCGCUCAUUCGCCGCUUCCGAAACCGCUUCACCCGCCCGCCCUCGACACCUGCCGGGCGCUCAACGCCCACCAUGCGCGAGGUGUGGUGGUGGCACGCCGAGAUCGUGCGUCUUGCGCAGGAUGGCCGGCCUGAGGAUGCCAUCAGGGUCUUCAGAGAGCACUUCCUCUGGGUUGGCCUCCCGCCCACCAACGUCGCCAAGUCCGAUGAGCCGAGUUACGGCUUCACACGCCUCGUCCCCUCUGCUCGUAUCAAUACAUCGGUGCUCCGCUCUAUCCUGGCGCUUCUCCCAAUCGACGAGCUGUCGGAAUACCAGCAGCAGUACCUCCGCCUGGCUCGCAGCACGGCGCCGUCGCUUCAGCCAAACGAGUACACGCACCUCGCGUUCAUCCGCGAGAUGACGUACCGCCAGGGACCUGUUGCGGGCACCACUGCACUCCACGCCAUUGUCGAAGCCGGGCUUGACCCUGGCGCGCCGGCGUGGAGUGCGCUGGUGCUGAGUCUCUGUGGUCGCGGCCAAGUCUCUGGUGCCAUUCAAGUUCUUGACGGCAUGGAGAAGCGGGCCAAGAUUGGCGACUCGGGAAUCCGCAUGCCACUCCCCACUGCGCGCACAUAUGCCGGUGCCAUCCGACUGCUGAUGCAGAAUGGCCACCGGACUGAAGCCCAAGCUCUUCUUGUCCGCUUGAGGGACACCUUGGGAAGCGAGGAAGCCGGCGGUCGCAAGCGCAAGAUCUAUGCGAGCGCGUCCGAGGCGCUCAAGGCCAAGCCAGCUCCUGUUGCUUCUGCUGGCAACCCCAGUGACGAGCUGGACCGCGCACACGGUUAGAACCCCACAACCACUCCAUACCAUCACAUCAUCACCACGCCAUCUGCAUGAAUUGUUUUUGUUGCAUGAUAAAAAAUGCUAUGCCUAGUGUCACAUCUCUCUCCGACUUGCUCUACGCCUCCUGGGGCUUGGCCUGGGCCUCGCCAAGCUGGCCACCGACCAGCGCCUGCAUCUCAGCAAUGACGCCCUCGUACGCCUCCUGCCUGACCUCGGCAGCGCGCUGCUGCCUCGCGUUGAGGGGCAUGCCGUACUUGGCCUCCUUGGGGGGCUUGCCGUACUCUGGCGCCGACUGGCCGCGGAACUCCUGGUACGUCUUCCCGAUGUGGUCGGCGGCCUCCUCGGUCCACUGGGAGCGGAUGAGCGUGGCGGCGAUGACGUCCGAGGUCGCCAGGCCGUUGGCAGCGAAGAAGGUGCGGAUGUUGAAGCCGUCACGCUUGAUCUCGGCCGAGGGCGCGGCGUCACCCUGCUUGAUGACAAUGAACGCGUAGCGGUGCUUGCCGGUUCCGCGAGCGGGCGCGAAAGGCUCGUACGCCAGCACCUCCUUACCGGCAGCAGUGAAGAGGUUGACCUCGUCCGAGACGACCGACAGAGGAAUGUCGGUCUUGGCAAAGUGCAGGCGUUCGACGAACGAGUGCGUCUCGUGGCUUGGUGCGUCGGCGUCGAUAACAAGCAGGGUGUACUUGGCCUCGGGGGUCGCCGAGCCAGUCACGCCAGCGACGGGGUGGUUGAAGAGCUGGACGGUGACCUCUGGCGGGGUCGCAAACUGCUCGGACGACUGGAUCGAGCCGGCCUCGAUGCCCGCAAUGCGGAUGGCAGCGGCCGGCAGGUGGUCGGCCAGCAGGUCGGGGAUCACGCCGAGCUGGUACACGCGCUGCAUGAUGAGGUCAAGCUCUCCCUCCUUCUUCCACUUGCGCUCGGCGAGGUUACGGAAGACGGGCUGCGCGAACAGGCCCUUGCCGCCCGUCGUCUUGAAUGUCCGCCUGAUCGCCGGGUCGUUGACGUACGCGUCCACCUCGAGACGCGCUAUCCUCCGCACCUGCUCCGGCGUGGGCUUGGCGCCCGCCUUGGCCUGGAGCUUGGCCAGGCGCUCGCGCUGCAGCUUGUUCUCCUCGGCAAUGUAUGCGAGCGCGGCAUCGUACGCUGGCUCGGCGCCGGCGGGGAGCGCAGGCUCAAAGGCGGCGGGGGCGGGGGCGGCAGACGUUGACUCGUGACGCGACAGGAUGCGCGAGGGGCCCGCGCGCGUCGAGAUGCGCGUGGCUGCCCUGGUGAGGAGGCGAGGGGUGGCCAUUGUGGUGUGUCAAGUGUCGACUGUAGCUGUUGUUGCAGUCGUCGAUCAAAAGUCACAAUGCCUGGCUGGCUGCUUCGUUUCCGGCG